GAUCGGAAGAAUACCGGAGAUACCGCAGGUGCGCACUCGCUCAGGGAAUUUAAUGUUGGUGACGACUAGUGAUAGUCACCAAGUUUCGAAUGAGCUAGGAUAAGUGUACAAAAACUGGUGUCCCGUCUUCAUUGCACGAUAAUAAAUUCAGCUGCUGCAUUGGUUUAUGAGAUGGUGUUCCUUCAACUAUUUCUACUGCUAUUCGCCAUCAAUACCACCAGAAGCAACACUCCGCUCCAGAAUAUAUUCGACAACCUCAGUUUGAUGUUUCUGUAUGGCAACGGAAGUGCCGGUAUUCCGGACAUAGCCGAGUUCCGCAAGGAGUACGAUUUCAUAGUGAUUGGAGCAGGAUCCGGUGGUUCGGUGGUGGCUAAUCGUUUGAGUGAGAACAAAAACUGGAACGUGCUGUUGCUCGAGGUGGGUAGGGAAGAGAAUCUGGUGGCCAAUAUUCCGCUGACAGCAGGCUUAACAACAGCCACAAGAUUCAGCUGGGGAUACCGCUCGGAACCGAUGCAAAACGCUUGCAAAGGCUUAGAAGGGGGAGUUUGCUAUUGGCCAAAGGGCCGUGGGUUGGGCGGGACCAGUCUCAUCAACUUUCUGCUGUACGGCAGAGGACAUAAGCGGGAUUUUGACGAGUGGGAAGAAACUGGUAACACCGGAUGGAGCUACAAAAACGUUGUAAAAUACUUUGAAAAGGCUGAGAAAAUCAAAGGUCAAAAGCCUAAUCCCAAAGGUUAUCUGCACAUUGAACACAGUUCUUAUGAAACACCUUUGCUAAGAAAAUAUAUUGAGGCUGGCCAGGCCCUGGGUUAUAAGCAGAUUUCCCCCAACGAUGAAACUCAACUUGGCUUCUACAAAGUUCUCGCAACGAUGAAAAACAGCGAGCGAUGCAGUGCUGCUAGAGCAUACCUCCGACCAGUAGCAAAUCGCAACAAUUUACAUAUUUCCAUGAAAUCAUGGGCGACCAAAAUACUCAUCGAUCCGAAUACAAAAUCGGCGUAUGGAGUUGAAAUCAUGAAGAACAAGCAGCGAUACCAGAUCAAGGUCACUAAAGAAGUAAUUCUUUCAGCAGGAGCCAUUGGAUCGCCACAACUGCUAAUGUUGUCGGGGAUCGGACCACGUGACCACCUCGAGUCAUUGGGGAUCCCGGUUAUACAAGAUUUGAAAGUCGGGUAUAAUCUGCAAGACCAUGCUACUCUGUCGGGGCUCGUAUUCACUGUAAAUAAACCAGUUACCAUAAGAGAGCAGGAUAUGAGGCGACCUGAGAAUUUUCUCAACUAUGCACUCAACAGGAAAGGACCAUUUACGGUGCCAGGAGGUGCUGAGGGCAUCGCCUUCGUUAAAAUCAAUAACUCCGAUUUGCCGACGGAUUAUCCGGAUAUGGAAUUCGUGCUGGGAACCGGCGCGGUUAACAAUGACGAGUCGGGAUCACUGCGCCAUACUUUCGGAAUGACAAAGGAAUUCUAUCGAAAAACCUACGGUACGGCAAGGGGCAAGCAUGCAUUCGGAAUCGCUCCAGUGUUGAUGAGACCACGAAGCCGUGGUCGUGUGUACUUGAAAAGCACCAAUCCGUUCCAAUGGCCUCGGAUGGAAGGAAACUACUUCGACCAUCCCAAGGAUAUGUCCACUAUGAUCGAGGGGAUUAAACUGGCUGUACAGAUAGGUGAAUCCCCAAGUUUUGGAUCGUACGGAUCCAAACUGCUCGCCGUUCCUUUCCAUGGCUGCGAAGGCGAGCGUUUUCGCAGUGAUGAAUACUGGAAGUGCUGCUUACGGCAGGUUGGAGCAAGUAUUCAGCACCAAUCUGGUACAUGCAAAAUGGGACCAUCUAGCGAUUCAAACGCAGUUGUUGAUCCGGAGCUUAGAAUCCAUGGUGUUCGCAAUCUGCGCGUUGCUGACGCGUCAAUUAUACCAACACUACCUUCAGCUCAUACCAACGGAGUGGUGUUUAUGAUCGGUGAAAAGGCAGCCGAUAUGAUAAAAAGAACGUGGGCCAACAAUGUAGACAGUUAACGACAGUCAUGGAACUAGUUCAGCGCCUAGGGUAAACAGCUCCAGAAUAAGACUACCCAUUAGAUCUUAUUAUAGGAAAUUUAGAUUAACUUAUUAAGCUAUUCUAGUCACAAUUGUUUUUUUAUUUUGUCAUUUGAAUAAUGAAUACUUUUUUACGGGUUGCAAACACGGAUAAAAUUGGAUUUUGGAAUCGAACUUGUCACAGACCACUCUGUGACAAACAUGAAAAGGGUAUCCUUUAUAGACUUCCCGAGAACUAGGUUUCCAUUUCCGAGAUAAGUGAAAGUCAUAAGACAAGUAGCAACGGUUUAAAACACGAGACAAACUCGAUACGGGUUCGUUGUAACCGUAAUUUGGACGCGAU
This is a messenger RNA of Toxorhynchites rutilus septentrionalis, 2374 nucleotides long. RefSeq names its product glucose dehydrogenase [FAD, quinone]-like. The record is from RefSeq and is a predicted model, not a curated record. Bases 172 to 2010 code for a protein of 612 amino acids. Gene Ontology annotation, molecular function: oxidoreductase activity, acting on CH-OH group of donors; flavin adenine dinucleotide binding. The transcript is spliced from 4 exons. NCBI's taxonomy places the organism in Eukaryota, Metazoa, Arthropoda, Insecta, Diptera, Culicidae.